Molecule: messenger RNA, 826 nt
Organism: Astrephomene gubernaculifera
Lineage: Eukaryota; Viridiplantae; Chlorophyta; Chlorophyceae; Chlamydomonadales; Astrephomenaceae
Source: the annotation of a GenBank genome assembly
GGUGACACUGCUGUUCGCCGGACAUGAGACCACCGCCACCACCGUGAUGCGGCUAGUGAUGGUGCUGCAGUCGCGCCCCGAUGUGAUGGAGAAGCUGCGGACGGAGCAGCGGCAGGCGGUACGGCAGCACGGACUGGGCAUCACAGGUGCGGCCCUGCGGGACAUGCCGUACCUGGAUGCGGUGGUGAAGGAGACAUGGCGGCUGCACCCCAUCGUGCCCAACGUGCCUCGCCGCGCCAAGAGGAAAUUCACACUGGCCGGAUACGAUGUGCCUAAGGGCUGGGGCCUAGCCCUCGGGCUAUCGGAGCCCCUCAAAGACGCGCCUGCGUGGCACGGAGUGACCGAGGGCAGUCCAAACGACCCACGGGUCUUCAACCCGGACCGCUGGCGGCCCGUCGCCACGUCGACGUCAGCAGCAACGGCGGCGAAUGACGGCGCCAGCGGCAGCGGAAACUUCGGGGGUCCGGACCUUGCGCCCGGCGAAUUGAGCAGCCCUGUGGGCAUGCUUCCCCCGUACAUGUUGACAUUCGGCGGGGGCACCCGAUACUGCCUGGGGGCUAACCUGGCGUGGGCUGAGCUCAAGGCCUUCCUGUGCGUGUGGGCGCGGCGGUACGACUUCUCCUGCCCGCUCAAGCAGCUUCACGUGAAGCCCUUCCCAGCGCUCACAAUCACAGGCGGCUUCCCGGUCCAGGUGAUACAUACGGCUUCGUUACCGGUACUAUCUUCUCUCUACUCCCUUCUCUCUACUCCCUUCUCCCAUACAUGCUAUGUUCUGACUCGCAGCCACUUUCUUAACAUGCACAUGCCUCCCAUCCUACAAUGCUAG